Messenger RNA from Oenanthe melanoleuca, 3028 nucleotides. It is a transcript of the gene CNTF, whose product is annotated as ciliary neurotrophic factor. Gene Ontology annotation, molecular function: cytokine activity; growth factor activity; ciliary neurotrophic factor receptor binding. Gene Ontology annotation, cellular component: axon. Bases 15 to 602 code for a protein of 195 amino acids. The record is from RefSeq and is a predicted model, not a curated record. The transcript has 2 exons. Gene Ontology annotation, biological process: astrocyte activation; positive regulation of axon regeneration; ciliary neurotrophic factor-mediated signaling pathway. Lineage: Eukaryota; Metazoa; Chordata; Aves; Passeriformes; Muscicapidae.
ACAGCUGCCGGACCAUGGCGGCCGCAGACAGCCCCUCUGCCGCCCUCCGGCGCCGCGACCUCUGCAGCCGCGGCAUCCGCCUGGCCGGAAAGAUGCGCGCCGAUGUCGUUGACCUCCUGGACGCCUACGUGGAGCAGCAGGGCCUGGACGCCUCGGCCAGCGUGGCGGCGGUGGAGGGGGUGCCGCUGGCGGCGGUGGAGCGCUGGGACGAGCAGACGGGCACGCAGCGGCUGCUGGAGAACCUGGCAGCCUACCGGGCCUUCCGCGCCCUGCUGGCCCAGAUGCUGGAGGAGCAGCGGGAGCAGCUGGGCGAGGCGGACGCGGGCCUGGGCCGGGCGCUGGCGGCCGUGCUGCUCCAGGUCUCGGCCUUCGCCUACCACCUCGAGGAGCUGCUGCGGCUGGAGAGCCGCGGGGUCCCCGGCGAGGAGGGGGACGGGCCGCCGCCCCCGCCGCGCCUCGGCCUCUUCGAGCAGAAGCUGCGCGGCCUGGGCGUGCUGCGGGAGCUGGCCCAGUGGGCCGUGAGGUCCGUGCGGGACCUGCGGCAGCUCGCCAAGCCCAGCCCGGCCACCGGCGCGUCCCCCGGCCUGGCCGAGAGCCCCUGAGGGCCGGCAUGGGGUGGGAGGGCCUUGGGUGCGGCUGGGGCUCCUCGCCCAGCCUCUCAGAGGGCAGCUGAGAGCGAACGAGGGGAUGUGGAGGGGAUGUGGAUGAUGUCGUUAAUGCCCGUGCUUUUAGUGCUGCUCCCCGUGGAGAAACUGAGGCAAAGGCUGCAGUCUGUCCAUCCUCAGGGGUCCUUGGGCUCUUCCUGCUGGGCAGUUGAAUUAUCCCCCAGGAAGCAGCUUUGCUGCUCGCCCCAGGGCCUAGAGGCGUGACCAGCCCUUGUCUUCGGAAUUUGGACACCGCCUAUGGCAGGCAGAUGCUGCCUAGGGGCUCUUCGCAGGAGCGAAGGGACAGAAAAGCAUCACCUGGUGAAAGGAGUCUUGGGACCUGCCCUCCAGCUGCAAGGCACAAGGCUUGGCUUCCAGCACGUGGACUCUUCCUUCUGCCCAGCUUGGUUGGCUGCUCAUUGAACUUCUGCUCUAAUUGCUUGGGGGCUUUUUGCAGGGGGGGGAUGGGAGGGGAAGCAAUCAGGAGGGGAAUUCUUAGCUGCUUGGACAUGAUAAUGGAGAGGAUUUUUUAACUGAAAGUGGAUCUUUUAGCUGUGAUUUAGAAGCCCCUCUGCCAAGGGGGUUAGUGCCUGCAGGGCUUAUUUUAGGACUGGGAAUGGCAUGGGAGAAUCUAACAGCCCCCACCACAUCGUUCACCCGGUGGAGUGCUGGGAUGUUUCACAGCUUCCUGGGCCGAGGUUCUCCUGCCGACUGGAUGUGAUGGCUGCUGGCUGCCGAGUGAAUAAAAGGGCUGGGAGAUCUGCCAGGGUGAUGUACUUCUUGGGGGAGCUGGGGCAGUCAACCUCACCAGAGAGCCUGGGCUGCCCAGUUGCCAUUCCAUGGAAGGGUCCAUCCCAGUGGGGUGAGAAGUCUGGGUGGAUGCAAUCCACUGGGAGGUCAUGGGGAAGACGAAGCAGCUGGGGAUGAAGGAGUUAGUGGGAGGAUGAGGAGGAGGUGAUGGGUCACAGGGGUUGUGCCCUGUCCUGGUGAGGCCCUGCCUUCUUCCCUGGCAGCAUGUGGGGAGACUGGGGCCACAGAGCAGGGAGGAGGCUGGGGCCGUGCCCGGCUGGCUCUGCACAAAGCGGCUUUGUGGUGGCAGGUUGGGACAGCAGCAGGCACAGCGCCUGCCCCAGCACCAGCAGCGUCUGCACGGCCAUGGGGGCUCUGGGAGCACAAAGAGCAGCCCGAGGCUGAGCCCCCAGCACCAUCCUGCCCACCCCACAGACCGCACCACGGGGUGGUUUGAUGUGGUCUGGUUUUUAUGGGUGAUGCCCGAGAGGAAGAACGUGCACCUUCUUCAUCGCCACUUACUGCCUGCCCUCAGCUUUGCAGCUCAGACUGGAUUAUUUCAAUCUUUAUGCUUCCCUGCACUCGGGAAUAACAAUUUAUGGCCAUUAUUUUUUUUUUUUCAGGAUUAAUCAAAGCAAGUCUCUUUUAUGACAAGUAUUUUUCUUGCCUGCUGCUGUGUGCUUGAAGCCACCUUGCUCUUCUCCCCUUGCACCCUCCAGCUCAGCAGUGUCUGGGUGCUCACACCCUCCUCACCUUCCCGGGGUGGGCAGGGACAUCUGGAGUGUGUCCUUGAACCUCACCACCCCACCAGGUGGGAACAGACCUCUUUUCUCCGGCAGCACAGGCCGGGUAGGAGGUGACCUUCAGAUCCGGGGAACCGGCCAAGGCUGCAACCCGAUCCUCCCACAUCAGCGGCUGGCAGAGAGCUGAGCUCCGUGCUGCACUUGCACUCCAGGGUGAAAGCAGCCAUGGAGACCCAAGGGGGACAAUGGUGUUGCCCCAGGGAUUUCCCUGGGCUUUUGCAACCUUCCUGACUCCUUCCUUGUUCCCUUGCCACCUGCAUGUGUGGAGCAGCCACCUAACAGAAACAAUGGGAAAAAGCAACCCAGCAAUCCAAAGCUCCACGCUUUGGCUGAGCGAGAGGCUCCAGCUCCCAGCCUUUCCCUGCCAGCCAGCCCCCACCGUGCCGUGCAGAGGCGGUGACGUCGGAGCUGGCUGGGAUUUAAUGCUAUUUUUCAGCUGCAGCCCUGAGGGAAUCACCAGUGAAGUGAUUUGGCGAGGACAGGGGCGCCCGACAGCUGAGCUCCCGUGGUGCCAGGAGGCCCUUGGAUUUGCUUUGCCACGGAUUGAAGUGAAGUUGAUCUGGAUGGCUGAAGGCAAACGAAGCUGUUCAUUUUGGGAUCAGAAAUUAGGAGUUUGACUGGAGGACGAUUGUACCCGUGUGGCUGUUGCUACUGAGGACCCCUGCAAUGGCCUCCUGCAAACUGUGCUUUGGGAAGAAAGAAGGGAUUUGCAGUGCUUGUGGGAACAGGGAAGUGGGGGGAGGGGAGAGGGAGGGCUGCACUCCCAAAUUGAAGCCGGGAUGGAGCCACCAA